GUAUCCAACAGCACGAAAUCUUGUUUGUAGAGUUUCUCUGAAAAUGAAACUGCCCUGAGUUUUAGCUAACCUCCAUGUUAAACAGUUCUGCCGUGAAGCUUACACACCCUCAUGUAAUGGCGUUGGCCUCGAAAGUGAAACUGUAAAACACUGUUUCUCUAUAUAUGAAACUGGAGAUAUUGUGAGAUGCAAAGAAAUGAAACUAACGCAAACAAUGAUUAAAAAAAACACACACAUCCAGUUUACUCAGAGCCUCCGGGGAGGGGACUUUGGAAGAAUAUAAAAGCACACAGUGGUGUCUCAUAUCGCCACUAUUUCUUUUACAGGUAACACAUCACAGAACAGCAAAAUGGCAGCAGCAGCGUGGAUCAGAAGUGGAGGAGUGGCUGGUGUCACAAACCCCAAAGGCCUAUUUUUCAUUUUCACUCUGCUGAGUCUCAUCUGGAUUGCACAUUCCCUGAUUGAUAAUGAGCAGCUGACUAAAGUCAAGGAAAAUCAUGAGAAGGUGAAGCAACAAUUGGAAAAACUAAAGGCUGUCCAAAUGCCGGAAAUGUUCGCAAAUUCGGACCUUUUGGGUGUAUAUAUUGACCUCAUUGACACGUAUAUGGCAAUGACGAAGAAUGAAUUUCCUGAUGACUAUCACCCAGUGAAUACUUUUCUAAAGAAGACAAAGGCCCUGUUGGAGAAAACCAAGGUUUACGUUGACUCGAAAACCGAGGAGUUUGGCAGAGAAAUAGAUCCUAUGGAAGAGGUCGAGAACAAAAACGACAAUUUCCACGAUGAGCUGCAUUCAGAAUUGUGAUCUGCCUAAAAUUGCCUUUGUGUACUAAAAUCUGCAAAUGAGCUAAUCAUCUGAAUUAGAAAAGUAGACAUUAUUUUGAUUGAUAGAUCUUUUCCCUUUCAUGUAUUUUUACAUGCAUAAUCACUAUAGAAGUAAUCUGGUUCAAGUUAACUCUGGUAGACUAACUAAAGAUAAAGAAUAAGGAUUAGUUGACAAUAUUUAUUAUUAGUUAUUUUUGUAAUCCCAUAACCUGUAAUCUACAGUCAAUAAUCUGAAAGUAUAACUGAAACACCAGAGUUGAUAGUCAUCGGCCUUGUUGGUUUUGCAUUCACUGAAAAUAUGUGAAUAAAUCAUAAAGUAAAUACUUGUAGUCAGGUGUUUUGUUAUACAU
This is a messenger RNA of Menidia menidia (Atlantic silverside), 1172 nucleotides long. Lineage: Eukaryota; Metazoa; Chordata; Actinopteri; Atheriniformes; Atherinopsidae. The record is from the annotation of a GenBank genome assembly.